Molecule: messenger RNA, 1170 nt
Organism: Ylistrum balloti
Lineage: Eukaryota; Metazoa; Mollusca; Bivalvia; Pectinida; Pectinidae
Exons: 6
Coding region: 110-901 (263 amino acids)
Source: RefSeq, a predicted model, not a curated record
UUCUGAAAAGUUCCAAACUUUGUCAACAACAAGCGGAAUUAUGAAUAUAUUAUGGAAGUCAGAAGAGGAUUAUUACCUCAAAAUAGUGUAGGCCUGGUUAUUGAGUAUAAUGGAGAAACUAGGUGUACAUAUCGCCAUUCUGGUACUUUGUUUAUCAACUUGGUGUGCAGUUGCCAGUGACAGGAAAUGGUACAAAGGCUGUUACAAAGACAAUUCUAGACCUGAGGUACCAGUUGGGGACAACACAAAAAUAUGGGGCUUACCAUGGGGGACUCGCAAUGAAACUGACCAAGACAACUGUUUAGUUGUAGAAUGCUGCAGAAAAUGCUUCUUACAAAGGUUUGAAUUUGCUGCAAUACAGGAAGAUCGAUGCCAUUGCCAUAGUAACAAGGAUGACCUUAGAAUGCUUAACAACGAUUUCUGUCUAUCUGAGAAUAGGACAGAACACAGUUAUCUGCCCUUACAUUGUGGGCAGACAAAUGUGUCAUGGAGCGUGUUCCGAUCAUCAGGGCCUUACAUCGUCAAUAUCUCUGUCACCAUGGAUACCCCCUGGGUGGUCACUGGCAGGCCUGUUGUGAUUGAAGUAGUGACAAAUUUGGCCAGCUUUGUUAAUAUAUCUGAUGAGAUUCCAUCAUCGUUGGAUGUGUCUGAGAUGCUGAUGGAGUGGUCUUUUGAUGAUCUACUUACACCUGGUUCACUCAGAUUAAAGGCAGAAGGGAGAGAGGUGUAUGGCAGAAUCUCCCACACAUUUAACACUGCAGGCAACAACUCAUUUAGAGGCCAUUUCAGUGGUUUCUUGAAACAGGAUGUGAAGUCUAUGCCAAGAAAUCUGAAAAAUCCAGUCAUCAUCAACCAGAGGGCAUUCUGUAGCAUAUUAUUAUAUCAAGAUGGACCACUCUGAAAAUGAUAACAGCCUAAAGUGACAUGUGAAAUGAUUUUGACAACCUAGAUAUUAGGAAAUCCAUGUCAAUGCUAUUUCCAUGCAACUGAUCAAUCUGUUUUGUUGUAUUGAAUUAAAAUCAUUGUUGGAAAAUAAAUAAAAAAAAACUAGAUUUGACAUGGUAGUCAAACGGUGAAAUAUGCUUUGUACAAAAUAACAUUAUAUAUAAAUACAAGGGUACCAUUUAGUCUUUGAUAAAACUUGUUAUAUCAUCCAAUAAAAUAGCUCUG